CCCCACGCAGCGUCCUUCGUCCGUCGUAUGCGGGGAAGGACGGUAGCAGAUUCUCGAAGCCAAGCCGCAGCGAUGGCAACGGCACCUCGCUCGCAGUCGUCCGCUCUCCCCAUGUGAUUCCACCAUUCCGCGGUACAUUUUCGCCGCCUUAUGCCUACUAUUUAAAUCUCCCCGCGCUCUCUCUUCCGGGCAUCGUUGCGCGGAGUCGCUCUCCCUCCGCGCAUCCGCGUCGGCGGCGCAGUGUGGCGAGCGGUGUGCAUGGCAGCUCGGUAUCUCGCCCGCUCGCGGUCUAGCGCGCUAAAGUCGUCUCCCCAAUCCCUCGCUGCUUCUCUGGAUGGUCUUGCCACCGCUUUGCACUGUUCAAGACCGAGAUCAUCUGGCCCUUCCGCUGGAGCUAGUCUUAGCUCUUCGACUGGCUCUAUUGGCUUCGCUGAUUUCUGCAAUGGUGGCGGGGCAAGUGGCAGGAGCGACACGGCAAGCGGCGUUGUUGUUGCGCCCGAAUGCGCAACCGCGCGUCCGCUUGUGGCUCCGCCGGUUUCCUCGUUAGGCGCGCCCCACCGCGCUUGCCAUCCCGCCGACUUGUGCGGGCCUCAGGAGGCGUCCCCCGCGUGCCGUCUGAGCCCCCCCUUCUCCGCCGUUCCGCCCCGCGCCUUCCACUCGUCCUCUGCUCGUGCGCGGAAACUGCGCGACAAGUGGCAGUCGGCGACCUGUGAUGCCGACCAGUCAACAAGCAAGCACCGGCAGUACGAGCGGCGGCAGCAGCGGGCGGCAGCGAACAGGGAGCUGCGGCGGUGGCGGGGGGCGCAUGUGGGGGAGGUGCAUGUGGACGACGCGCGGUGCGUGCAGGAGGCCCGGCAGUGCGGCAUGGAUGUGCGCAUGCUGUGGGGCAAGGGAGCCACGCCGCACGCUCACGCUAUGCCGCAUGCAUGGGACGCCCAUGGCAGCAGCUACUGCCACAGCCAGCAGCAGCAGCAGCGGGAGGAGGAGGAGCAGCAGGGGAGAGAAGCGGAGGAGAGUGAGUGGGAGGAGGGGGGCCUUGGGGGUGGAGGUGGCAAGCAGCCAUGGGUGCAUCACUGGCAGCAGAUGAAGGCACGAGAGAUCCAAGAGAGGCUACGAGACCGCUCCUUCGCAGCAGCUUCCUUCCACUGGGACGGCUCCUUCUCCUCCUCCUUCGCCCACCACCCCUCCUUCGUCCGCUUCUUCCGCUCCGCCCGCCGCAAGCAUGGGGGCCCCUCCUCCGCGGGGGCAGCCAGAGGAUUCCCGGGCAGAUCGUCCGAGUGGCACGAGAGCGGGGACGCGUGGGGCGGGGAGGGCGGGGCGGAGAGGGAGGGGGGUGACUCGGGGUGGUCGCGGGCGGAUGAGGCGGAGGCGUGGCGGCGGCAGCAGCAGGUGGACUCGUACAUGGACACGGGGGAGGUGGCGUACGACCACAUGCGGCACGACCACGACCACGCAUCGUUCAGUGAGGCGGACUACGAGCCCUAUGGCCAGGGCCAGCAGCAGAACGCGUACUACAAGCGGUGGGCGCCACCCAGAGGCGACCCGUGGGAUCGGUUCGGGCGGAUAUGGCAGGAGGCGGAGAGGAUCCGGGUCGAGACGGAGAGGAUUCGGAAGGAGAGGGAGGAGAGGGCGUGGAAGGGAGGGGAUGCGGGGGGGAGGAAGGCGGAGGGGCUGAGCUGGGAGGAGAUGGAGAUGCGGCGCCUGCUGGGGCUGCCGGCACAGGGGGCCCUCAACCACGCCUCCCUCAAAGCAGCGUACCACCGGUGUGCGAAGCAGUGGCAUCCGGAUGCGCAGCACGCAAUGGGGCAAGAGGGCAGUGCCGAGGCAGAGCGGCAAUUCAAGCUCAUCUCAAGCGCCUAUGAGACGCUCGUUGCGCGCCUGGCCAAGUGAUGGCAUGCACACACUGCCCUGCUGGUCGUAGUGAUUAGAGCAUGCAUGCAUGCAUGCUUGCAUGGAUGCAGCACACACAUACACACACACACGCACGUAUGCACGGCACGCACACACUCACAUGUACAUGCAGUGACGCACACGUGUGCCUGCUCGCACUCAAGCCCCAACUCGCACUCCGUCCUGCCAUGUCCUGGCCCAAGCACUGUCACAUUAUCUCAUCAAAGCAUGCAACACUCCUGCCACCUCUGCUGUUUCCCUCCCACACACACUCCACUGUUGGCAUAAGCAUGUUCCGUAGAAUUGCUGUACUCACUAAGGAUAUACUACCGUUUUAGGGCUUGUUACUACGGCCCCGUAUUCAACUAACCUAGGUUGGCAGUGUACAAUUCGCUUGUUCUUGAUGUGCU
Messenger RNA from Closterium sp. NIES-67, 2300 nucleotides. NCBI's taxonomy places the organism in Eukaryota, Viridiplantae, Streptophyta, Zygnematophyceae, Desmidiales, Closteriaceae. The record is from the annotation of a GenBank genome assembly.